This is a messenger RNA of Colletotrichum spaethianum, 1257 nucleotides long. RefSeq lists its product as uncharacterized. The transcript has a single exon. The coding region runs from base 1 to 1257 and encodes 418 amino acids. The record is from RefSeq and is a predicted model, not a curated record. NCBI's taxonomy places the organism in Eukaryota, Fungi, Ascomycota, Sordariomycetes, Glomerellales, Glomerellaceae.
AUGGAGAGAUUACGAAAAUGCACACGAGCCACGGUGCUCUUAAUCCUCCUCGCCUCCGCCCACGCCGCUUCUAUCCCCUCCGUUUUUGGGCGACAAGACUCAUGCGCCGCCGACGGCUUCUCCCCCUGCGGUAAUGGACUGCCCAGCAACUUUUGCUGUGGGACAGGGACGACGUGCAUCACUCUAGCUGCAAACACCACCGUUCUCUGCUGUCCAGAGGGGAGCACCUGCGAUAAGAUUUCGCCCAUCACCUGCAACCUGAACCUGCAGGACCCCACGGCACAUCCCGAUGCGCAGAUCAAGACAACAGUUCUUACGGGCAAGCUUGACACUUGCGGCAUCGAUAAGUGCUGCCCCUUCGGAUACACCUGCAAUAAGAGCUUGCAGUGUGUGAUGGACUCAGAUCAGACCAAGGCGCCGGAGAUCGUGUCUACCUCCACCCCCGGCCCAACAUCCACCGGCGUUGCUCCCACCGUCAUUCCUACCGUCAUUCCCACCACCAUCGCGGCCAGCGCAGCCCCCGACGACGACAACAAGAACGACAGCACUUUCCCCACCGCCAUUGUCAUUGGCGUCCUUUGCGGUGUGCUGGCGGGCGUCGGUCUCGGUGUUGCCCUCCUCCUCUUCCUCGCCCGCCGCCGUCGACGCAGCACCGCAGCCCCGAACGAGAAGAAGCGCAGCGGCGCCCCGCGGCCCUCGACAUCGACCUCGUCCUUCGGCAACAUUAUCUCCGACCCCAUCCCCUUGUCCGACUCCGCCCUCCGGACCGACUUCAUCCUCAAGACCCCGUCAACGGUCAACUCCCGUGGCUUCGCCACGUCCCCGACACGCUACGGAGCCGGUGCUAACGGGCAUCACAACCGUCUGUCGUCAACGGCGACGACACUGGCACACCACCCCAUUGGCCUCGCUCGGAGUGACUCCGCCCCGGGGACGCCACCAAACCACACGCCGGAGCGGGGCAUUCCCGUUCCGCCUAUCCGAAGCAUGCGUCCCAACUCUGGAUCUCGACGGUACCAUCCUUCAAGGGUCCCGAGCCCGCUUUCCCCGCCGAAGCCGGGGUACAUUCAGCGUGAGCCAAGCAGCGAGAGCAUCAACGUGUUCGCGGACCCGCGGACCGUCGGGAGCGAGAGACCCGGGGCGAAGAGGAUGACGACGUUUACGGACAUGAUGGAGGAGGCGGAGCUCGGGGAGGUGAGGAGGGGGAAGCCCUACGUGCCGCAGACGCCGCAGAUGCCUUCGCAGGUGAAGCGGUGA